Messenger RNA from Gigantopelta aegis, 8160 nucleotides. RefSeq names its product pyruvate carboxylase, mitochondrial-like. The record is from RefSeq and is a predicted model, not a curated record. NCBI's taxonomy places the organism in Eukaryota, Metazoa, Mollusca, Gastropoda, Neomphalida, Peltospiridae. Gene Ontology annotation, biological process: pyruvate metabolic process; gluconeogenesis. Gene Ontology annotation, molecular function: pyruvate carboxylase activity; ATP binding; metal ion binding. Gene Ontology annotation, cellular component: cytoplasm. Bases 157 to 3801 code for a protein of 1214 amino acids. The transcript has 25 exons.
CACGAAUUUGUUGCAGGUAAACAACAUUAAUUGAUAGUCCAGUACGCGUCGCUUGCGAGUUUGAAAUUGAUUCUGUGAGAGAUAUCCCUGUGGAACUAGAGAGGUGUGACCAGGACAGGAUUGCCUGAACCUUUGGUGGAUUUGCCAUAAGUGAAGAUGCUUCGUCUACAAGCACGGGCUGGUCAGAUCCGCAAUGCGGCCUGUUCUCAACUCAGUAACAUAAAGACAACUCCCCACUCGGGAUUUAAACUGCCACAAGGAAUAACACGGCAGUAUUCUACAGGCACAGAUGUGGAACCCAUCAAAAAGCUUAUGGUGGCUAACAGAGGUGAAAUUGCUAUCCGAGUGUUCCGAGCCUGUACCGAGAUGAACAUCAGGACGGUGGCCAUUUACUCGGAACAGGACAUGAUGCACAUGCACCGGCAGAAGGCUGAUGAAAGCUACCUCAUUGGGAAAGGUCUUCCUCCAGUAGCUGCCUAUCUCAACAUACCAGAAAUCAUACACAUAGCACAGGAGAAUGGUGUUGAUGCAGUUCACCCAGGCUAUGGGUUUUUGUCAGAAAGAGCUGAUUUUGCCCAAGCUUGUUUGGAUGCAGGAAUGAAGUUUAUUGGUCCAUCUCCAGAAGUUGUCCGCAAAAUGGGAGACAAGGUAGAGGCUAGAGAUGCAGCAGUUGAAGCAGGAGUACAAGUCGUGCCUGGAUCCCCUGGACCAAUAGAAUCGGCCGAAGAAGCUCUAGAGUUCUGUAAGCAAUAUGGCCUUCCGGUGAUAUUUAAAGCAGCCUAUGGUGGAGGAGGACGUGGUAUGCGUGUGGUCAGAACUAUUGAGGAGGUUGAAGAAAAUUUCCAGAGAGCUUACUCAGAAGCUCUGGCUGCAUUUGGUAAUGGAUCAUUGUUUUUGGAGAAAUUCAUUGAACGACCGAGGCACAUUGAAGUCCAGAUUUUAGGUGACCAUGCAGGAAACGUGGUUCAUCUGUUUGAGAGAGACUGCUCAGUUCAACGUCGCCAUCAGAAGGUUGUGGAAAUUGCUCCAGCUCCACUGCUGUCUCGAGAGAUGCGAGAAUCCAUCACGCGGGACGCUGUCCGUCUGGGCCAACAUGUUGGUUAUGAGAACGCUGGCACCGUGGAGUUCUUACUGGACAAGAACGGACAGUAUCAUUUCAUUGAGGUCAAUGCCAGACUACAGGUGGAACACACGGUCACCGAGGAGGUGACAGGUAUUGACUUGGUUCAGUCUCAGAUCCUCGUUGCCCAAGGUAUGACUUUACCCCAACUCAACCUGACUCAGGAUCAGAUCAGCCUGCACGGUGCUGCUAUCCAGUGCAGAAUGACCACAGAGGAUCCAGCGAGAAACUUCCAACCAGACACAGGCAGAAUCGAGGUGUUCCGAAGUGGUGAGGGUAUGGGUAUUCGUUUGGACAGUGCCUCUGCCUUUGCUGGUGCGAUCAUUUCUCCAUAUUAUGACUCACUGCUAGUGAAAAUCAUUGCUCAUGCUCGCGACCAUAAGUCGGCAUCAGCAAAAAUGUUGCGAGCUCUCACAGAAUUCCGGAUUAGAGGUGUCAAAACCAACAUUCCAUUUUUGCUAAAUGUCUUGAAAAACAAGGAAUUUUUAACUGGAGUGAUUGAUACAUACUUCAUUGAUGAAAAUCCAGGCCUGUUCCAGUUUAUUCCGUCACAGAACCGAGCACAGAAAUUACUUCAUUACCUGGGUCAGGUGAUGGUAAAUGGACCUUCAACACCCCUAGCAACCAAUCUACAACCAUCUGAUACCAUCCCCACGGUACCAUCACUACCUACGGAAACCUUGGAUGCCUCGCCUUUUGAAGAGGCUGUGAAACCACCCCCAGGAUGGCGUGAUGUUUUGCUGAAGGAAGGACCUGAGGGCUUUGCGAAGAAGGUCCGAGAACACAAAGGCUUACUUCUGAUGGACACAACCUUCCGUGACGCACACCAGUCUCUGCUGGCAACACGUGUUCGCACGUACGACAUGAAACGCAUUUCACCAUUCACAGCAUUUCACUUCAGCAACCUGUACAGCUUGGAAGAUUGGGGAGGAGCCACAUUUGAUGUUGCUUUGAGGUUUUUGCAUGAAUGUCCUUGGGAUCGUCUGGACACUCUCCGCAAGAAAAUUCCAAACAUUCCAUUCCAGAUGUUGCUAAGAGGAGCCAAUGCUGUUGGCUAUACAAAUUACCCAGACAAUGUUGUCUUUUCCUUCUGUGCUUUGGCUGUGAAACAUGGCAUGGACAUCUUCCGCAUCUUUGACUCUCUCAACUACCUUCCAAACAUAUUGGUUGGUAUUGAGGCUGUUGGCACUGCAGGUGGUGUCGUAGAAGCAGCAAUUUCCUACACUGGUGAUGUCUCUGAUUCAACCAGGAAGAAGUAUGACAUAGAUUACUACAUGAAGCUCACAGACGAACUUAUCAAAGCUGGCACACACAUUCUGUCCAUCAAGGACAUGGCUGGCCUGCUGAAACCUAAAGCAGCGGAGUAUCUGAUUGGCUCAAUCAGAGACAAAUAUCCCGACAUUCCCAUACACGUCCACACCCAUGACACCGCUGGAGCUGGGGUGGCAUCAAUGCUUGCUGCUGCUUAUGCCGGUGCCGAUGUGGUUGAUGUAGCUGUGGACUCCAUGUCAGGGAUGACGUCACAGCCCAGCAUGGGGGCUGUUGUAGCUGCCACAGAGAAUACAGAAUUUGACACAGGGCUCUCUCUGGAGAAUGUAUCCAGCUAUUCAGCCUACUGGGAACAAGCCCGGAAUCUCUACGCUCCAUUUGAAUGUACAGUGACAAUGAAGAGUGGAAAUGCUGACAUCUACAAAAAUGAAAUUCCUGGUGGACAGUACACCAACCUGCAGUUCCAAGCCUUCAGUCUAGGUCUUGCCGACCAGUUUGAAGACAUCAAGAAAACAUACAUUGUUGCAAACCAACUUCUUGGAGACAUACCAAAGGUUACACCAUCAUCAAAGGUUGUUGGAGAUCUGGCUCAGUUCAUGGUCCAGAACAAACUGACGGCCAAGAUGGUUGAAGACCGAGCUGAAGAGUUGUCUCUGCCUCUGUCCGUGGUGGAGUAUUUCCAGGGAAUGCUGGGUCAGCCUCCUGGAGGAUUCCCAGAACCACUCAGAACAAAGGUUAUUUACAGUGAUAUGUGUCGACGUAUUGAGAAAAAUGAGGUAUUGAAGGGAGCCAAAGUUUAUGAGGGCCGCCCUGGUGCUACAAUGCCACCUCUGGACUUUGAGCAAUUGAAAGCAGAGCUGAAGGAAAAGCACGGCCAUGUGCGAGAAGUGGAUGUCAUGAGUGCUGCCCUCUAUCCCAAAGUGACUGAUGAAUACUUGGACUUCAAGAGCUCUUACGGCCCAGUGGACUGUCUUGACACUAAGCUGUUUCUUGUUGGACCAAAAGUUGCUCAUGAAUUUGAGGUGGAAAUAGAGCGAGGCAAGACCUUGUCAAUCAACACACUGGCUGUAAGUGAUCUCAACAAGAAUGGUGAGAGAGAGGUUUUCUUUGAACUGAAUGGACAGCUACGUUCUGUGAGAAUCAAGGACAGUGUAGCCCUUAAGGAGAUGCAUUUCCACCCGAAAGCCCUGAAAGGUGUUAAAGGCUCAGUAGGAGCUCCAAUGCCAGGUACUGUGGUUGACAUCAAGGUCAAAGAAGGUCAAACGGUUGAGAAAGGUCAGCCAGUUCUUGUGAUGAGUGCAAUGAAGAUGGAGAUGCUGGUCAGUGCACCAAUCAGUGGCACUGUCGUAAACCUGGCCGUUACCAAAGACAUGAAGCUAGAAGGAGACGACUUACUCAUGGAAAUAGAAUAGAUUGUCAGACAACGAAACACUGAAAAAUGGAGUAGACUGUAAAAAAAUUUUGGGAAAUAAUGUAGACUGCAAGACAGCAACUGGAAAUUAGAGUAGACUAUAAGACAACAACUGGGAAAUAGAGUAAACUGUCAGACAACAACUGGAAAACAGAGUAGACUGUAAGACAACAACUGAAAAAUAGAGUAGACUGUAAGACAACAACUGGAAAACAGAGUAGACUGUAUGACAACAACUGGAAAAUAGAGUAGACUGUAUGACAACAACUGGAAAAUAGAGUACACUGUAAGACAACAACUAGAAAACAGAGUAGACUGUAUGACAACAACUGGAAAACAGAGUAGACUGUAUGACGAGUUGGGGGAAAAAAGAGUAAAUUGUAAAACAACAUACACAUACUGGAAAUUAGAGUAUGCUAUAAACAACAGCUGGAAAAUAAAGUUGAAAGAAGAAGAAGAAAAAAAGAAGGAAAAUAGAGUAUACUGUAUUAAAAUGGUUAUAUAAAUUUUCCUGUCUUGUAUGGAACUGGCCAAGUCCAAGGUUGUGCUCAUCAUUGAAUAGUUCUUUGAUGGAAGCAUGUCUACUACAAUUGUCAACAUAUUUGACUCACAUAACCACAGUAAAUGGACCAGUGUUGUUUAUGCAGAUCAAGGGUACAGUGGCUUUUUGGGUUGUGAAUGUGAGGUCUGAUAAAUUUGAAAAGAAAUUAUGAGGAUUGAAAAUAACAAAAUCAUAUUGUGUCAUUUUUAAUAUGUAUGUGUGUGUGAUUAAACGAGAUAACAUUUGUUAUUUGUAAUUUACUGUUAUUAAAUCUUAUUUAACAUGAUUAUUUUUACUAUUAUACAGGCAGAUUAUUGUUGUUACUAUUUGGAAUCUAUGAAACAACUGAUGGAAAGUGGAAAAAGUGGAAAAACACAGCUUGUCAUGUUUUUGGUCGUUUUGUAUGUGCAUAUCUCUGUUUUGUCAUUAUUUUGAAGUGUUUCAAGUUAAGCUUAAAAACUGCACUUACAUUUGUUAUGUAUGUUGGUGUUUUUCCAGUCAUUUCUUCUGGUUAGUACAAAAACUGAAUAUUUUCAGUUGCAUGCCAAAAACAUGUUAUUUUAUAGUUGUAGAAUUAUGCCAAAUACCCCCAUCCUCGCCCAGUUAUUGUUAUGAAGUUAAUUACUGCAAGUUUUAACUGAAAAUUAUUCUCCAUUAUUCUAGAUAAUGAAACAUUAUUUUUUAUAUGUAAAGAUGUGAGUUGGGAUUCACAGGGAUCAAGUUGCAUACACAGCAAUGUGCAUAUUGGUAUUUAGUUCAUUAGUUUUAAUUUAGAUAUUAUGUAGCUCAGUUAUUAUGUUAUAAUAUAUUUACUGGUACAUAUAUUAGUUUAUUAUCCACAUAGUUCAAGAUAUUCAUGAAAUAUAACCAGUAUGACACACAUGUGAUAAUAAAGAAAUUAUUUCACUCGUGUGUGUUUUAUAGUGAUUUUACGAAACUCGUGUCUGGAUUCAUGUAUUAGCCUCACUCUCACUCAGGUAAUACAAUAAUCAUGACACUUGCUUUGUAAAAUCAGUACGACACACAAGCUCAUAUAAUAAUCUCUAUAUAUUUUAGUGUACUGUAACAGUGUUAUACAUGCAGUUACUCCAAUCUCCUUGAUGGAGUUGCUAUAUACUCUUUAGAUUAGUAAUUAAGUUUUUAAUGCGGAUCGGUUUGUUGUAUGGUUGGGAACAGUGUCCCAGUUUUGAGUAUUAAAAUCUCUCUAUGGGAAGGAUUUUAUGCUCAAUUAAACAGUUGUUUGAUCAGUUAUGAAAUGCAGUAUAUUCAGUAUUGUAAGCACAUUGUCAAUCAUAUUUUUGUUCAGAAUUCUGACAUAAUAGAAAAGCGUUUUUUGUGUUUAUGUGGAUCUUGUCAGAAACUGAAUUGCCAAGGGAAGUUAAUAUUUAAUUAAGGAUUGUCUUUUCUUUCUUUUACAUUCAUCGGGGUAUGUCUUUGUUCAUACCCAUAUGAACGUAAAAGAAGUAACAGACAAUCCAUAUAAUUAAAGUUAAACAUUCUUAUUAAUUUUAACACUAAAAGUUCAUAUUUCAUUUUGAAUUAUUUUUUUAUUCUAAAGAAUAAAGACAAAGUACCACUAUAAAAUAAUGUCACGUUCCCUGACACUGAGAAAUGAAUAAACUUACAUUGCUAUGGCUGGACCAAUGGGAUGUCGUUAAUUUGUAAUAAAUGGAAUGGACAUUUAAUUAUUAUAUAUUUAUUAUGACCUAAUAUAUAUUUACUAAAAACUGAUUUCACAUGUGUUAACAUUUAUUUUCUCCAAACUGGAAUGCCUUUUUACACUAUGAUAAUGGCAUUGAAUUCUUACCGAUUCAGUAUUGAGAGAAAACCUGAAUUGCUUGCAGUAACAUACAAUGCAAAAACACAUAUUUUAUUACUUUUGUGAACUAUUGUUCAGUGCUAGAACAGUAUUCAGAUGUGUUCUAAUAUAAUUAUGAAUGGUUCACUGUUCCGAAUAAAGUUGGAGAAAGUGGUGUGAAAGUUAGGAUUGACAGACCAUUGCAGCAUGUAAUGUUAUUAUUUUGUAGAAAAAUUCUUAGUGUUAGCAAAUAUUUCUUACCUGUAUAUUUUGUACAGUGGCAAAUAAUUUGUUGUGAUUGUUAUUAUAUAAAAGGUAUAUACUUGUUAACAAUAUUCUGUAUUUAAUUUGCUCAUUACAGACUCCACUCACUGAAUUAUGCUUUUGCUCACUAUUGCAAGCAUUAUAUAUAUUUAAUAAUACACAUUUUUAAACUAAGUGUCACACUUAGCAUUUAAAUAUUUGAGUAUAUACAUCAAAUAUAUGUCCAAAACUAUAUAAUACCAAAUUUAAAAAUGAUAAAAUCAAUAUUUUAUCCAUUUAUGUAUUCCUUAUUUUAUAACUGACAUUUGUUUUUAACCUCUAAAAUAUGUAAGUGCAAUUUAAAAAUGCACAAUAUAUACAAACAACAAUAUUUCAGUUUGAUGUGGUUGUACUACUAAAGUCCUAAUCAAAAUUAUACCACACCAUGAGUUUGGUUAUUGCAAUUGAUUCAUGAAAAUCUGUCAAACAAAACUUUUGAACAGUUUAUUGACAUUAUGAUGACCUGUUACAAUAUACAUGGUGGUAUAAUUUAGAUUACGUUAGACAACUUUUGACAAGUGUGCAUCAUGUGUGUCGUCAAAACACAUUCCAGUUUCCUUCAAGUCAUGGCUGAGUUGCCGUUUGUUAAUUUCUGGUAUGUUUUUAAAAUUAAUCCCAACUGUGUAAAAUUUGAUUCAUGACUACGGAUGUGGAUUGGAGUGACAUUUCCAAACAUCCAUUUGAGACUCCUUAUUUGGGCAUACAUUUGAAUAUGUACAGGUUUUAAUAAGCCACAUAUUGCUUUUCAUUGUCACACAGAAUGGACAUUUAAGUUCACUAUGAUACAGUUUAGUCAUAAGACAUAAAUAAUAUAAUAUAAAUAGUUCAGCUUUUAAACACUAAUAAACAGAAUUUGUUUUUGAUAUAUCUGGUGUAUAUUGUUAUAUGAUGUUUCAGUACACACACUUUUAUUUUAUAAACUUUACAUAUCUAAACUGAAACAGUUAGAUGCAGUUAUUUGUGCAUUGUAUUGUUAAUGUAUUUAGAUUGUAAAAUUACAUUUCAACUAGUGCUUUGUGAUACACAUUCAGAUAGACUAUUUUGUGUCAGUAUUUUCAGUAUUAUUAAAGUCAUCUACUUGGAAACACCUAACAUGUACAACAGGACUGUAUGCAGAUGUGGUGUUUUUAAUGCACCUUUUGUUACAUUUUAAUUGAAAAAAUAUUUGUGAAGCCUUCAGUUUGAAUUCUGAAUUGCAUAAGCUUUUGAAACUUGUGAAAGAUGAUGGAAACUAAAGAAUCCAUUCAUGUCCUACAAGAAAUUGAAUGGCAGUCCUCUGAAUGCAUUAUAUUGACCAUGGACUGUUACAACCCUGCACAUUUGAAACUAAACAGAUUUACCAAAUAGCUAUGAUCUGUCUUGUCUCAGCAAACAUAAAGUACCUGGUAAAUAAAAUAUUUGGUGAAAAUGUAGUCUGCAUACAGCCUAGUUUAUACAAGUCUUUGAGUUCUUUGCUAUUUUUAGUUUUUUUUACUUGUUACACGACUUUGAAAAAUGGUGCUUUAUAUUUCGUCAGGUUUUGUGUUUUGUGCUCUGUGUUCAGUUUGAUUUCAUUGAUUUUUUAUUGUAAUUUUUUGGUGUAAAAGAGUUAUUCACAAGAUAUAAUUUUUAUUUGUGUUUAUGAUUGAAUAAUAUAAAAUGUGGUGGACUACAUUUACUAAACAAAUUUAUAAAAUGUAUAAUAAUAAUAAUAAUUUGUUUUCGUAAUUUGUUUUUAA